Messenger RNA from Acaulospora colombiana, 2651 nucleotides. The record is from the annotation of a GenBank genome assembly. NCBI's taxonomy places the organism in Eukaryota, Fungi, Glomeromycota, Glomeromycetes, Diversisporales, Acaulosporaceae.
AUGUGGCCUGAGCUCAACCCAACCACAACCUCGACCGAGCCACUCUUGACCGCGCUCUUCUAUGGACGAAUGCCUCCUCUACCGCAGAAUAUAACCAUGAAGAGGCGGAUAAGCCAUGAUGGAAAACGAAAAUAUGAUGUGCCGCAGAAAAGGGAGAAGUUUUCGUCAACUGGACCAAAAACAUGGCUACUUGUUGGGAUCCUGGCGGUCAUUUGGUUAUUCACUACACUUGAACGCAACAUUAAACUAAGAAAUGGGCUGAAACUCCGGAAUGAAGGACAGCAACAUCCCACAGAAGAGGCGAACGUCCUCCGGGACAAUGGGUUGACAAAGGAUGUCCAAUGGGAUAAAUAUAUCAAAUCCCAGUGGCUCGACCUACUGCAAAAAAUUAAGGCCAGUGACUUUGACCACUGGCGAGAUUGGCAACCUUUUCUGGAUAUGGCUAAAGCUGUAGGGCUUUGGGUCCUUAUAUUAACGCUGAGACCACCGGAGGAGGCAUCCCAGGUAAGGAGAUUUUGCCCAGAUGAACCUACAGCUAACAUGUCUAUAGGUUGGGUUGUCGCAGAAGUAGCAGGAAAUCUGAGAAGUAAUAAUACGGAUUAUCAUGAAACAUGGGCACCAUAUAUUGCAGCUGUCUCAGAAAUCAUCCGGCGCAAUCAGAUUACGGAAGGAGGUCCUAUCAUUGCCGUUCAGGCAGAAAACGAGUAUACCGAUAACCCAAAGUACGGGCCACCUUUCAAAGCUGAGAUGAUGGAGCAGCUUCGCAAGGCUUUCAUUGAUGCAGGGGUCGUAGUCCCGUUAACCCACAACGACGCCGGUAUGAAUGGCUACUACGUGAAUGGCACUGGUUCACCAGAUUUAUACGGUUUCGACGAGUACCCUCAAGGUUUUGAUUGCACUCACCCAUCAACAUGGGGCAAUCUAACAAAGAACUACCAUGAGUAUCAUACUCGUGUGUUUCCGGAUUCCCCACUCUACAUACCAGAGGCCCAGGCGGGUGCCUAUGAUCCAUGGGGCCCUUCAUCCCCGACAUAUGACAAGUGCCGCCUAUUGACAGGCCCGUCCUUCCAAAAUAUUCUGUACUAUCAUAUGCUCGCGAGCAACGCAAAGAUGAUCAACUUGUAUAUGAUGUACGGUGGGACAUCAUGGGGUAAUCUUCCCUUUCCAGGUGUCUACACGUCCUAUGAUUACGGGAGUCCAAUCAGGGAGUCGAGAUCUCUCAGCGACAAAUACCUACAUCUUAAAUUGUUGGGACUUUUCCUGCGGAGUGUCCCAGAUUUCUAUCAGACGGAUGUUGUCAGUAUCUCGAAUCUUGGAGCGGACAAUAAUCAGCAAAGUCCGAUGCAUAUUCAUCUGCGGAAUCCGAUAACUCGGGCCAGAUUCCAUUUCAUUCGGCACAAAGAUGUCUCUUCCAAUACUUCGCUCCCGUACACUCUGAAACUGCCGACCCUCUAUGGAACAUUGUCUCUGCCACUGUUCUAUGAACACUUUACGUUGAAAGGCCGGACAACGAGUCUAUUGAUAACCGAUCUUUCGUUUGGCGCUUCUCGUCUAACGUACACUUCUGCCUCUGUCCUCUUCGCUGGAGUGAUGGGUGGACGAGAUGUCCUUGUACUCUAUGGUGAAGAAGAUGAAGGUUACGAAGCCAUUAUCAAACUCCAUGGGCGACCACGAUCCUUCACAAGGUCUCCAAGAGUAUCUUUGAUCGAUAAUUUCUUAUCUGUGGAUAUCAAAGGGACCUUAAUUUCCUUCCAGCCUGGAAUACGUGGAUUGAUAGAAGUAUGGGACUCUGAUACCUUAUUAGUCCUGUACUGUGAUAGAGAAAUGGCCACCUCCUUCCAUGCUCCUUCCAUUCCUGGGCCAUCAGAGGAUCCAUUCAACGAAUUCUGGGGGAUCGGGACGAAUAGCUCGGUAUUGAUUGGAGGACCAUACCUCGUACGUAGUGCACGCAUUGAUGGACCAACUCUCGCUUUUCAAGGUGAUAUUCAAGGCGACACCAUGUUGAGGCUCAUUGGAAUCCCUCCUUCUGUCCGUCGUAUUACGUGGAAUGACAUGGAAAUCGAAGGCUUUGCAGGUUUUGACGAUACUCCAAGCGUGCUAACAGGGACUUUGCAGACACGAAAAGCCUUCAAGGAGAUCAAAGUGCCAAAGCUGGGACCAUGGAAGUAUCGAGACAGUCUUCCAGAGAUCAGCGAUGGUUUAGAGGAAAGUGAAUGGGUCAUUGUAUCAAAUACUACGACAAAUAGUCCCUACAAGCCGUACUUUGGUGAUGGACCGGUGUUAUACGGCUGUGAUUAUGGUUUUUGUGAGGGUGCCUUAGUUUGGCAAGGAACCUUUAAUGCUACGGAAGACCUCGAGGGUGUCCAACUGGUGAUAAAUGGGGGUGAAGCUUUUGCGGCUAGUAUCUGGCUUAAUGGUCAUUUCCUCAAGUCGACAUACGGAAACUAUCCAGACACCUAUCGCGGAAUCUUUAAUAAUGGUGGCUUAUACGGAGAGCGGAAAGGAUGGCAUCUGCCUGGAUUUCCAGAUUCUGACUGGGCAGUACGGGCUUUGGAGCAAGGCAUACCUGAUAAGGCGGCUGGAGUUGGCUUCUUCCGCACUGAAUUCACUCUAAGCAUUCCCAAAGGCUUCGAUGUGAUGAUGAGCUUUGA